GGUGGAAGGAAGUUGGACUUCUAUUUGACCGUUUCCGUCUCCGGCAGACAUAUUGCUUACCGGAGCAAAUUCUGGAAAGCUAGCAGUGUGGAACGAUUUAAACUUUAUUGUUUCGUCACAUUUUGAGACAUUUAAAACCCAGAAAACACGAUGGAGCCAUCAGCCAGUCCGGCCAAGGAUAACUACAGGAUGAACCGCUACAAGAACAAAGCACUGAACCCAGAGGAGAUGAGGCGCAGAAGAGAGGAGGAGGGCAUCCAGCUCAGGAAGCAGAAACGAGAACAGCAGCUCUUCAAGAGGAGAAACGUGGACGUUCUGAAUGAAGAGGAGGCCAUGUUCGAGAGUCCUCUGGUGGACCCCUUCGUGAGCUCGCCAGUUACAGAAGGAGUCAUCACCAGAGACAUGGUGGAGAUGCUUUUCUCAGAGGACCCGGAGCUUCAGCUCGCCACCACACAGAAGUUCAGAAAGCUACUUUCCAAAGAGCCUAACCCUCCCAUUGAUGAGGUCAUCAAUACUGCUGGGGUGGUGGAGAGGUUUGUGGAGUUCCUGAAGAUGACCACCAACUGCACACUACAGUUUGAAGCUGCUUGGGCGCUAACUAACAUAGCAUCGGGAACGUCCCUGCAGACAAAGACGGUCAUCGAGGCUGGAGCUGUCCCAAUCUUCAUAGAACUACUGAACUCAGACUACGAGGACGUUCAAGAACAAGCUGUGUGGGCUCUGGGUAACAUUGCAGGCGACAGUGCAGUGUGCCGGGACUUUGUUCUGAACUGUAACAUCCUCCCGCCUCUGCUGACGCUUCUGACCAAAUCCACCAGGCUGACCAUGACCAGGAAUGCAGUGUGGGCUCUGUCUAACCUCUGUAGAGGAAAAAACCCUCCGCCUGCCUUUGAAAAGGUUUCCCCCUGUCUGCCAGUGCUGUCCAGGCUCCUAUUUAGCAGCGACCCGGACCUGCUGGCAGACGCCUGCUGGGCUCUGUCGUACCUCUCGGAUGGACCCAACGACAAGAUCCAGGCUGUCAUUGACUCUGGGGUUUGCAGGCGUCUUGUAGAACUGCUGAUGCACACAGACUAUAAGGUGGCCUCCCCCGCUCUGAGAGCGGUGGGAAACAUCGUCACAGGAGAUGACAUUCAAACUCAGGUGGUGUUGAACUGCUCCGCCCUCCCCUGCCUGCUGCAUCUUCUCAGCAGCGCUAAGGAGUCCAUCCGCAAAGAGGCCUGCUGGACCAUCUCCAACAUCACAGCAGGAAACAGAGCACAAAUACAGGCCGUCAUCGACGCCAACAUCUUCCCGGUCCUCAUCGGGAUUCUGCAGAAAGCGGAGUUCAGGACCAGGAAAGAGGCAGCCUGGGCCAUCACCAACGCUACCUCCGGAGGGACGCCAGAGCAGAUCAGGUACCUGGUGAACCUGGGCUGUAUAAAACCUCUCUGCGACCUGCUGACUGUGAUGGACUCCAAGAUUGUCCAGGUGGCUCUGAACGGACUGGAAAACAUCCUGAGGCUCGGCGAGCAGGAAGCCAAGCAGGAGAACAGCGGCACCGGCACCAAUCCUUACUGCAGCCUCAUCGAGGAGGCUUACGGACUCGAUAAGAUUGAGUUCCUUCAGAGCCACGACAACCAGGAGAUCUACCAGAAGGCCUUUGACCUCAUCGAGCAUUACUUUGGCGUGGAGGACGAGGACAGCAGUCUUGCCCCCCAGGUGGACCAGGCCAACCAGCAGUUCCUCUUCCCCCAACAGGAGGCCCCCAUGGAGGGCUUCCAGUUAUAGGUCAGCGGGCGUCUCCCCUUCAUUCCCUCUGGAACCACCCCCCCUCCGCUUUAUGAUCUCUGCACAUCAGAGGAAACCAGAACUGUGGAUCCGUUGGGCCCCCUCCUCCUGUGUUUGCAGCAGACUGACCCCCCCACAGAGCGGACUCACAUGUCCCUGUGUUUGUGGGUCCUCCAGCGGGAGCGAUUCAGCUCGUUUCCUGUGCUUAUCAAGCUUUCUUUACCCCCCCCCCAGAUUAUCUGUCCCUCUCUUUGUCCUUUUGGAAGUUCUGGUUCAUGAAGCUCUGUGGUCGUCCCGCUUCAGGCUGAUCCGUCUCUGCUGCCAGGAGAACAGGCGACUUCUUUCCUCCUUUUGAGGCAGGUGUUUUCUUUGAGGGGGGGGGGCACUUUAGCAAACAGUCUGAAUUUAGAGGGGUGGAAUAGUAGAAUCCAAUGUUUGUGGUGUGCUGUGUUCCUAACAUCUGACUUUUGAAGUGGCCUAAUCAUGUAACACAGGAUGUUUUGAUGGGAGGGGGGCAAACCACAUCUACUCGUGCACGAAUAACAUCUGUUAGACUAUAGGGGGCUCCAUUAGGGUGAAACACCUCCCCCCCAGGUUGUAAAUGAUGGCCGGACAGGAGCUGUGAACUUGAGAGGAGGCGGGGUUUUGUACAGGUGGGGGUCACGGCGGGUUUUUUGUGGUCUCGUGGUAUGUUUUUGGUGUAAAUAGGUCUUCUGCGGUCUGGGGGGAGGGGCUAGGACGAGCCUAACUGCAACAAAGAUUCAAAUAUGGGUUUGUAUUUGGAUUUGGGUGUGUUUGCGUUGUUUCUAGUUGCGCACACUUAACGCACACAUGCACACAACACCAGCAGACACUGUACACAACGCUCACAAGAGAGUGGCUGGAAGCAAAGAACGAAAAAAAAUGAAGUUUCUGGAUUUGUUAUUUAGUUUGAGCACAAAGUGAAGACUAUAUUUUAUUUUUGUUAUGAUGUCGCUCUUUUUGUUGGGACUCCAGAAUGAGAGUUCAAAGGAAGCUUCUGGAAGUGUUUUCUUUGCUUCUAGCCACAGGACUUUAGAUGGCCCUGACUGACCCGGCUGCAUCUGAUGGGGGCCGGCGUCGGGGCGGAGCAGAACUGUGAUGUUCGACUGACAGGUUCUCCACCCAGACUUCUGGUCUGGGAGCCGCGGUCCUGUCGACGACAGAAGCAGCUCUCGUUGACGGUUUUUUAGGAUUUCCUCUGUGGAGUGUCGUCCACAGAACCCGGCGGCUCCCCGUCGACCCGCUCAAACCAGAACCCGAGACUUCACAGCCACUCGGGCUCAAAGAUGCCAGAUCGAAUCCCUGCAUCAACUGGGAAGAAAUGUUUCUCUGCAAACCAGAAAUGCACUCCUGCUCACUAAAGUGCCAAUCCGACCAACAAAGACUGGAGGUUCUUAGGUUUCUAUAGAUUCUUUAUUUACUUGAAUGUGCACACGUUUUGUGCAGAACAUUGCUGCUUAUCUUUAAAGUUACAUUAUUUGCCAUGGCUCUCUGAGACAUGUUCUUCUGGGGCUCCCAAAUGACAAUGUUUAAUGUCUGGGGGGUUAAAGGCUGAUCUUUCUGGGUGUUUGAUCCUUCUUCAUCACUGCAAAUGUUUGGCAUCUGUGGUUCUGGUGGGGGGCAUUGUCUGCAGCCCUUUCAGCUGCUCUACAGAAGCCUUACUUGCUAAGCCCCGCCCCCUCCUUCAAGGAAAAGCUUUCGUCUGAGAUUCAAUUCUGAAUCUGAUGUAAGAAUUUCCUCCAAUCCUCCGCUCUCAGAGACAACUGCUCGCGUUUUCAAAGUUAAAGUCUGAGAAAUAAUGCAGUGAUUUACAUUAAAAAGUAUUAAAACUAUAUGUAUGUUCUGAUACAUUGACGAGAAUUCACACAUAAUUCUAAUCACUUCUGGGAAGUGGAGAAAAUCAUCUUCAGGACUGGAGGUGAGGAGGCCUCCCUGCUUCUCGGAUCUUUUCCUGAUCAGAGCGGUUCUGUCGAGGAACCCGGACGGUCCGGUCCGGCGUCAGCAGAAAUCUCAAAGUGAUCUCAAAUUGUCUUCCGUCCUAGACUCUGUUUAUCAAAUCUAAAGCCAUGCUUGGCUCAGUCAAGUGAUGUCUAUGCUGCAAAUGUUUACAGUGCUGUUUGUAAAGUACUUUCAGAAUCUGACCAGUCCCGGUGGAUCCUCUGCUCUGGUCGGCUCAUUUCUUUGACUCAUAUUUAUUUUCUCUUUUCUUGUUUAUAUAUAAUAUAUAUAGUUUGUGUUUGUUUUUUUCCAUUUGUUCUAAAUUACCCAUCUUAUACUGUGACCUGACUUGACUUUACCGACUGUAAGAAUGAGAGACGAGAAACUAACACACUUCAGCUGAACAUGACACAAACAUGAACAUAGAAACGCAAACUGCAACAUGGUGUAAAAUGUAAAGAAAUUAUAUGGAAUUUAAAAAGAAAAUACUGUACAAAUCAAAUAAAGUUAUGUUGCAACCCUUUCAA
Oryzias melastigma (Indian medaka) is the source of this 4253-nucleotide messenger RNA. It is a transcript of the gene kpna6, whose product is annotated as karyopherin alpha 6 (importin alpha 7). Gene Ontology annotation, biological process: NLS-bearing protein import into nucleus. Bases 151 to 1767 code for a protein of 538 amino acids. Gene Ontology annotation, cellular component: nucleus; nucleoplasm; cytoplasm. Lineage: Eukaryota; Metazoa; Chordata; Actinopteri; Beloniformes; Adrianichthyidae. The record is from RefSeq and is a predicted model, not a curated record. The transcript is spliced from 14 exons. Gene Ontology annotation, molecular function: protein binding; nuclear import signal receptor activity.